UUCAAGUAUUUAAAAUCCUCUCAGAAGAAGUUUGGCGACUGCCCAAUGGUCCCACAGGGCUCAAUGGACGUGACCAUGAGUGAGGCUCCAAACGUUCAGUUCAAUAACAUUCCCGACCAGCUGGUUCCUGAUGCUGCCCGUCCACCUUCGCCAGAGUCUCAACGGGAGACUCGCCACUGCCUUGGGGAUCCUUCGCCGGGUGAAUUCCCAUUGGCCUCUGUCCCCACCAUGGUUCUCCACAUUCUCACGUCGUGCAAUCUCGACCCUGUUGAUCUGGCAAAGUUAGAGGCAACCUGUUCCUUCUUUAGGCGGCCUAUGAACCUGAUACCUGAAUUAGAACUGUCAAUGUCUGAGGUUGCAGCACUGGAAAUGUGCCAGAAGAGAGCAAUAUUUAAGCCUAUGAAGCCCCAAGAACGGGAAGCAUUGAAGGAGAGGUGCGGCGGCUCGUGGAAACUCGUCCUGAAAUUCUUGUUAGCUGGAGAAGGAUGUUAUAGGAGGGAGAAGUCGCAGGUGACUGCUGGUGGCUGUCACAGCGUUGUAGUCACAUCCGGAGGAGAUGUCUACACUUUCGGGCUCAACUGCUCAGGACAGUUAGGGCACUCCACAACCGAUAACGAAUGGCAGCCUCGGCAGAUCAGCUCUCUGAAGGGCAUCCGGAUCAUCCAAGCGGCAGCUGGUGCUGAGAAGACAAUGCUGGUAAGUGAUUCAGGUCAGGUGUAUGCUUUUGGGAAGGACAAGCUCAGGGAACGUGGGGAUGAACAUGAUCAGGUGGAAAGGUCGAAAUCGAUCGCAAUGCCAACACUCAUGGAGUCGUUAAAGGGAGUAUUUGUGGUUCAAGCAGUUACAGGAGAACUCUUUAUGGCUGUUUUAUCGAGGGAGGGCAGGGUCUACACCUUCUGUUGGGGCAAAGAGGAAAAGCUCGGGCACCUCACUGAUCCUAACGAUAUGGAACCGCACCCUCUGAACGGAGCAUUAGAGAAUGUUCCAGUAGUUCAGAUUGCAGCAGGACAUUGUUACCUUCUUGCUUUGGCUUUUCAGCCUAGUGGCAUGUCAGUGUAUUCUGUUGGGUGUGGCCAAGGCGGAAAGCUCGGUCAUGGCUCAACAGGCAGUGAGAAGCAGCCCCGGCUAAUCACGCAAUUUCAGAUGACCUUGAACCUGCAGCCUAUGGCUAUAUCGGCUGGGACAUGGCAUGCUGCUGUCUUGGGCCAUGAUGGUCGUGUCUGCACAUGGGGAUGGGGCUCCUGUGGCUGCCUAGGGCAUGGCAUCCAAGCGUACCAGAUUGUCCCUAAAGUCGUUGAAGGAUUCGGAGAUGGCAAGGCUGUACAUAUAGCUACAGGAGAGCACACCACCUUUGUGGUGCUCGACAAUGGUGAUAUCUACUCAUUUGGGGCUCUACACUGGGGUAAUCUCGGCCAUGACGACAACUUUGUGGUGAAGCCCAGGUUGGUGACGUCUCUGACUCAGAAGGAGUUGCAUGAGCGGAUUGUGCAGAUAAGCCCGACGAACAACUUUAGGACGCACGGGCAUACUAUUGCCCUGACAGAGUCGGGGAAGAUAUAUGCCUUUGGCAUGGGAGACAAAGGCCAGCUGGGGACUAAGCUUCCGAGCGGACAGAGUCGACGGACGCAGCCAAAACGAGUGAAUAUCGAUCUAAGUUAGAAGAACCCCAAUUAUUUGUCCUCUAAUUUAGGAUUGCUUUUCUUUUCAUUGGUAGAUUAUGCAUAGAUGAUCAGGACAACGAAUAUGGAACUUCGA
Molecule: messenger RNA, 1755 nt
Organism: Punica granatum (pomegranate)
Lineage: Eukaryota; Viridiplantae; Streptophyta; Magnoliopsida; Myrtales; Lythraceae
Source: RefSeq, a predicted model, not a curated record